AUGUUCCACAACAUCAUCAUUCGCAUCAUCGUUAUUAUCGCCACCAUCGUCAUCACCAGCAACAACACAUUUGCGUGUACAAGGAUGAAGAAGCUGGCUCAACCCAAACCCAACCAGCUGAGAUAUCCAGACCGUCACCCCUUUCUCUCUUUUAUCUCUUCUCUCAUUCAUGCUCUCACCUGCCCCCCCCCCCCCCCCCCCCCCCGUCUCUUCCCUACCUUCUCUUCUCAUGUUUUUUUCUCUCUCCAAAGACUUUCUCCUACGUGGGAGGUAAGUGAAUGGGCUCUCCAGGCUGUUGCAUCUGAUCGGUUGUGUAGUCUGGCUCAUCCUCGGGCACCUGCAGCUGGCUGGCAGCUGGACCGCCCACUGCUGGCCCCUUUGAACAGAGCAACUCGGACAGCAGUUGCCACAUCGAGGAUUUGCCAGCUCGCCCAACCAAGAAGAAGGCUUGCUCUGGAGGGCUCUGGCCACAAAUCUAAACCUGAACCCAACUCUCAUGUGCCCUACAGAGCAUCAGCACACAUAGAGCUACUUGCUACCCCUAAACAUGACCACCCCAAGUUCAGAGGAGAGCGCCCGGUGUGCUGGCUCGUCUCCAGAGCAGCCAGAAGCCAUGUAGCGGACCAGAGACUUCUCGAGCUCUCCAGUCCUAAAGAGAGGAAGGCUCUCUUUGAGGGCUAUGACCCGUACAGAGUUAGCCGGGCAGCCCGCUCGGCCAGCCCCUCCCCUCGAAUUCAACAGCUCUCUCUUCCUCUGCCUCGCAAAUGUAGCUCCAGGCAGGAGGGAUGAAGUCAGAUCUCGUUAUUAAUAUAUUCAUUUCAUUUGAAGCUAUGACGCCUAUUAAUAGCUUUGUUA
Messenger RNA from Labrus bergylta (ballan wrasse), 855 nucleotides. The record is from RefSeq and is a predicted model, not a curated record. NCBI's taxonomy places the organism in Eukaryota, Metazoa, Chordata, Actinopteri, Labriformes, Labridae.